AAUGUUAGCAUUUUGCUUCUUGGCAGUAGAUGCAAAAUGAACCACGAUCCCCUCAGCAACGCUGCCGUAACCAAAUGAAGAUCUGAGCCGCUUAUCGAAGCGAGACACGCAGCCUCCCAUUUCAACGACAGUUGAAGUUGCUCAGGUUUGAGAAAGACACACGGGACGGAUCCAUUCGAGAUCAGAACGCUUUCUCGUCAAAGUCGGUUUGGCAUCUUUACCGUAGCACCAUGCCAGAGUUUACUUCGCCUUUGCAGAGGAGCCGACACGAUGUCCCUGAUUCAGAUGAAGAGGCCAAGGAAGUCGAGAGAAGCAACGUCGAGCGAAGUCAGUAUUGGUUGAUGAGAUUGCCGAAGAUGUACGUCUCUGGACACAGACAGCGUUACCUUUUCAUGAACUUGGACAACAUUGCCAGUUCGCUGCUUAUGAGCAGCAUGCUUUAUCAACGCGUUGACGGAGCCACAAGUGCACGUGACAUUUAUCUAAACUUCACAGCAUUGACGAAGCAUCUUGGUGGCAAUAACAGCGUGACGGCUGAAGUGAAGUUCCAGUGUUGGCUACCUAUUGAAAAGCUUGGGUGGACGCUCAGACUGUUUUCAAGUGAUGACAAGACCCUGUACAGUGAAUUGAUGGUGCAACUUGACAAGGGAGCUAAUGGCAAAACGUUGGUUUUGGCAACAGGUGAUGGAUUUCUCGGUACUACUAACCCGAAUGCCUAUCGUGAAAUCAUUUGCAAGUUUUUGAAGGAAGGCUGGUAUGUGGAAAUCCAUGCAUGGCUGUAUUCCUUGAACAAUGGGUAUCUGAGAUUGCAAAAGGAGAAUCCUGGCCGCGUAGUAGUGAAACCUCUGGAUGAUGUCCUAUGCGACUUGGCUCGCACCAACAAUAUCGUUUAA
Molecule: messenger RNA, 893 nt
Organism: Phytophthora nicotianae INRA-310
Lineage: Eukaryota; Oomycota; Peronosporomycetes; Peronosporales; Peronosporaceae
Exons: 3
Coding region: 231-893 (220 amino acids)
Source: RefSeq, a predicted model, not a curated record